This is a messenger RNA of Xyrichtys novacula (pearly razorfish), 10187 nucleotides long. NCBI's taxonomy places the organism in Eukaryota, Metazoa, Chordata, Actinopteri, Labriformes, Labridae. The record is from the annotation of a GenBank genome assembly.
UGGGUAAAUUAGACCGUUGUUUACCAUGGCGACGGGGACGCUACCGUUUGCUGUUCAGAAACCAGGAGUACUUCUGCCACUAUUUCUCUUAUUUUCUGCAGAUUUUCUUUAUUGCCAACAAUUUAUCAUCUCACAUAAGGCUCCUACAGACUGUGCUGUUGAAGAGUUUUUUGAUAUCUCGAGUCUUUCCUGUGUGAAGUGCGGUCCAAAUCAGCGACGGAGCACAACAGGUCCGUUAACAACACACAGCUUCACGUGCACUGAUUUACAACGGGUGGUGUUUAAUGAACAUUUUCAAACAAUUUAAGUUUAAUUAUAAAAAGUGUCGACUACGCACAGCGAGGAGAAACCCCAGGGAACCAAGUAUCAGCGUUAGCUAUGGCAAAAUCAUGCUAGUACCCAGUUAGCUAACUAGCCUGCCUGUUUACAGAUAUAAGAACGGGCAAUUCCACCGUGAUCAAUAUACAUGUUCUGUCUUAAAGUCGAGCACAAAAAAACAAGAGCCAUGGGUUUGGUCAGUGUUGCUGAUUUAUUUUUGUAUUAAUCGUGGUAUACGUUAUUGUACAUUAGGGGAGAGUGGGGUAAGAUGAGCCAUUUUUCCUAUUUCGGAUCACUUCAUCAAGGCAAUCAUAGUUUUGUCUCUAAUUAGUGUAUCUGCAUAUAUUUCAAGAUGUUGUGCAUCCCUGCAAACCAACAGAAUGAGUGUAAACAUAACUGUCUUGAUAAUGUAGCAUGCCAAAAAAAGUGGUCUCCUAUGUUCAACUUACCCCGUGUAUGGGGUAAGUUGACCAUAGGAGCGGGGUAAGUUGAACCGUAUCAUUACUAGCCCCCCACUCUCCACCCCAGCCCUCCCUCACCUUCUCUCUCCCUAAAUAACAGUCACUUCUUCACAUUCAUGUGUAUUUUUAUCUAUUAUACGCUAUGCAACUGGUACAAUAAUUCUUUUUAUUAUUUGCACGUAACUGCUUAAAAGCUUUUUUUUUUUUUUUUUAAUAAAAAGCCAUUUUAACAUAAGAAUGUCUUUAAGUGAUUCAGAACAUUCACAGCUGUAUUUUUGAAAAGAAAAAGUAACACAUUUCAAUAAUCUGAACUGAAACUCUGAUCCUCUCAUCAGACUGCUUUACUUUUAAGCCACUGGCUCAACUUACCCCAGAACUACUAUUAUGACUUUAUUAGUCCUCUAAGCUAAAAUGGUGGACUUUGAUGCUCGGUUUUUGACCUCAUGUUGUAGCUCAUAGAUACCACAAUUGAUGUAUGAAACACAUUUAAAAUGAUCUUUUUUGGUCUGAACACAAUUCUAAUAAAAUGUAUGACAGACUAAAUUCACUUUCAAGAGUGAAAAACGUUUUUUUUUUGUUGUUGUUGUAAAUAAAUGUCUAACCCCUUUACCCACGUGCUUCUAUCCUCCACAGACUCCAUGAAUUGAUCCCCAUCUUCUAAAUAUUCGGUCAUAUGAUCAAUUUCUCUCACCAUUUCUAAGCAACAGGGGGUGGCUCAACUUAUCCCACUGUCCCCUACAUUGCCACAUAUCGACUUUUAAGACAAUAUGAUUUAAACUUUUAAAAUCAUCAAUGAAAUAUAGUCAGACACCACAAUAAUCUGGAAUGCAAUAUGUAUUAUCAGCAUAUCCCAAAUUAUUUACAUAUUUAAUAGUAAAAAGUAUUACUAUUAUGAGGUCCAUGUCUGCUUUAUCAAGUGUCAAAAACAGUUAACAAAAGACUUUGGUUAUAACUGUUUAAAGAAAAGGUGUCGAUUUUUGAGGAUGUUUAUGUUAUAAGAAUCUAUUUUGGUCCAUCAAUGCUGUGUUCCCCAUAAAUGGCAAAAUGGAAGAAACCUACACCUUUUUUUUUUUUGCCUGACCCAACUUUUUGCAUCAUUUUGUGUUUCAUAUAACAUUGCAGUGGUUUCCCUCUUUUUCUACAGGACUAAGCUGCACUUGCAAAACUGGCUACCAGACUCUCACCACUGAUAAGGCAUCUAUUACUUGUCAGCAAUGUCCCACAGACAAACCAGUAAGAGCAGAAUACUCUUUAUUUGUUUUCCAUCUUGAAUCCUACCAGUAGUUCAUGUCACAGUCUUAACACCAUAUCUGAUAUCAUUCAUAGAAGUGCUUUUCAGGGCAUUUUGUAUUUCUUUAUAGGCAGUAACUAAAGAUGGAUUUGGGUGUAUUCGCUGUGCGGGUAGUCUCACUGAUGACGGGAAGUGCCAGUGCCCAAAAGAUAAUAUCCUGGGUGAGUAAACUAACCAUGGGGGUCUAGUUUAAUUAUGGCUAGAAUGAGUUUUUACUGUCUUUGACACUGAAUGCAUUUGGUUACUGUGUAUAAAUGUCUCAAUUUUGCUGUUUUUCUGUUCAGUGGAGAGAGACAUCAGUGGGAACCUUUUGGAAGAAGCCAGAUGUGAAAUGUGUAAUGGAAACACCCCUGCAUUGUCUGUCCCAAACAGCAACUGGGAUAGGUCUGUAUUGAGCCCUUUCAACCAAAACACUUGUACAUCAAGCUUUAUUGAGCGUAUUAUCUGAAACAGUAAAUGUUCGCAUUUUAGCUGUUUAAUCAAUCUGAUGUUAUUUGAUACUCUCAGCAUAAAAAAAAUCUCCAGGGUGAGACAUAGAAACAUUAUCAGUAAAAAAUCAAUUUACGGAACAGUCCAGUUAAACUUUCUGAACAAACAUGGGAACAAUAAAAUUAACCCUCUAUUUUAUGCAUAUUAUUUCUUAAAUCGCUUUUCUUACAUUUACAAAAUAUUGUCUAUGAGGCAAAAAUGUGACCUCUGUCCCUUGUACUGCCUCCUUUCAGUCUGAAGGUCAUUGUGACUUGAAGGAUACAGAAACCUUGAAUCAAAACAUCCUGGUCUUUUCCUCCGAGCACUUUUAUCUUUCUCACCCUGCACACAGAUACAUGGGACGACUUGGUAUCUAGAAGACAGAUUUAAGAGACCACUUAAAACAUUUUCUGUUUAUGUUGUUCAAUCAGAAUCUCUGUUGAAAAAGCUCUCAGUGUCUGUCACUUACUGGAAAAUCCCUUCACUAAGCACUGAGUGCUAUUUCUAUGUCAUGGUCUUUUAUCUAUCUAAAAGAGAUCUAUGUAUGAAUGCAUUUUGUCAUGUCACUUUACAACAGAUAUUAUUUCAAUUCUGUAAUAAAACAAAUACCUGAGAUUGUAUUUUAUGGGGAAAGCUGUGAAUAGAGAGAUCCAGAAGUUAAGGCAUAUUUCAACCUCUUCUGUGCCAGUUUUCACCAUUAUCCGAACUUUCUGAAAACCAUUAUCAAACUGCAGUGUAGCAGAUACAAAACUACUUGAAGGGAAGAUUGUGGAUAAAAAACAAUGAAUAUUCCUGAAAAUGCUUUGAAAUGGGGUUAUCAUUGCUACAGUCAAUGUAUUUAAAAAACAACAACAAAAGCAGUCGUCUUGAAAAAGAAUUAGAACAAGAAACUGACAGUUAAAAGAGGAAGUUAACUUUAGGUAAAUUAUUGGAUGAAGGUCAAAUUGCAGAUAGUUUGUUGUUAUGUUUUCAUCACUUUAGGACUUUUUAUUAUCACUGACUUUGACUAUUCACCCCAAUGUUUGUUCCUUACUAUUGAUAUUUUUUCCCACUUUGUUUGCUGUGUCGUUUGGCUUUUGGCCUCUCUCUCACUCUCAUUAUUUCAAGGUGUGAAAUGUUACAUAAAUUAAACUGGUGUUUUUAUUGUCAGAGUGUGAGGAAAGGAUCAUUUUAUUUUAAUUUGUUUUUGUUCUUGCAAAAUGUAAGAGCUAGAACAGACCUCAUAAUUAUCUUUCAGGUGUGAGCGAUGCCAGGCCUCCUUCAUUAAUUCCUCUUGUUCGUGCAAACCUCCUAAUGUCUUGGUGAGCACUGUCCUCCCUCUUCCUUCAUAACCUCCUUGUCACAUCACACCCACACACCAGUAUCAGACCCAUAAAGGAAUAUAUGUGGGUUUUUUUCAGGCAGGAGGAUUGUGUUUCCCAACAGGCAGCCUCUCUUCUAAUGUGAAUCCCAGCGUCAACUAUGCUCAGUUGGUGAGUCUCCUUGACCUUGCUAACUUUCUCACUGUAUUUGCUGGAUGUGUUCUCAUUUGAGUUUUUCUGAUAUGUUGUCCUUGCAGAAAUUCAGCAUACAGUCUGCCUGGUUUGUCCAAAACUUGUACUCCUCAUCAGCAGCCUGCCUUGUAAUUCCAGUUUUCUUUUAUCCAAAAUCACAGAAGUCAUCAUCUUUAUUGACGCUAAAAUCAAUAUAACCAGCAGUUAUGUUUUAACAAGUUGUUUGCUUUCAGGUUUUUUCCAACCUAACAGCAUGUCAGGCUCUGGGGAACAUGUGUGUGAUGAACAUGCACUCCUUCAGCAGCGUUUCCACUGAUGCAUGUGGCCUCUUUAACACCAUCUUCAGAUCCAAGGCUGCUCUGAGCUCAACGCAAGCUAUUUCCUACUGGUAAACAACUCUGUCACAGCGCACAUGUAAAUAGAUUGUGAUGUUUUUGCUGAUAAAGAUCCCCUCACAUUGUUUGCUGUUUCCCCAGGAGGGUUGAUCUGCCUUGGCUUUACUUUGGGGAUGAACCUGGACUGGCUGGCCGUGUGCUUCAGACUGAUCCUGUGCCUGAUAGGUUCAGUUUCAGAGGCAAACAAAAGGUAUGUGUCUGUAACUUAAGUCAAUUUAAAAUCAAGAAAGAAGUAAAAAGAUAAAGAAACACCAAGAAAAUUUCUCUUUUCAUUUCACUACAAAUAAAGCUAUAAACAAGGUGUGGUACUGGAUUAUUUUUUUCAAAUAUUAAAAACUCUUUUUCAUAUAUUUUAUUUUUAACAGAACACUGACAUUAAGUUGCUUGCUGCUGUCUAUAAUGUAAGAGGAGAGUUCCUCAGAUGGGAACCUGUCGGAGGAAGAAAUCUCCAGGUAAGAUGUCAGACUACUGCUGAUUCAGUUUAAUACAGAGAAGCACUGUAACUUUUAUAUAAAGUGUAUUAUUCUGCAUUGAUUAGACAAAUCAGUUUAAAGCAGACUUAUAAUAAUAAUAAAAUAUAAUAAUAGUAGUAAUUCCUCCAUCCACUUCACCUCUACUCAUAUAAAAAUAAUAAUAAUAAUAAAUUAUUAUUGUUAUUAUUAUUAUUAUUGUUAUUAUUAUUAAUGUUGUUUUUUAUUUUAUAUUAUUGUUAUAAUUGUCGUUGUUGUUGUUGUUGCUUGUUGUUGGUGGUGGUGGUGGUGAUGGUAUUGUUUUUGUUGUAAUUUAUUGUUAUUAUAUUUAUAUUAUUACUGUUAUUAUUGUUAUCAUUAUUAUUAUUAUUAGUAGUAGUACUAAGAAUAGAGAAUAAACUUUAUAAUAUAGCACUUUAUAAAACAGGGUUACGAGUGCUUUACUAAUUAAAACAAAAUAGAAAGAGAAGAGACACAUUGAAGAGAAAUGUGAGAAAAAUGACUGAAAAUCUAAAGGCUUAGAAUCAACAACAUAAGAAAGAUAAAAACAGAUAAAUAGAUAAGAAAGGAUAAAAGAAAGAUUAAUGGCAGAAUCAAUAAAGAAGUAAUGUAAAAGCCACAAAAACAUGGAUGAGCAUCAAGCAAGUUAAGAGGAUUAUAUGUGUGUAUGUACACAAAAUAAAUUUAUCAGCUGAUGUAGUUAUGCCGUUUUUUCAUGCCAUUCAUAUAAUAUGUAUUUUCAAAAGGCUGAUUAAUUCUCCACUUCACCUCUAAUCAUCUGCCUUUCUGUUCUUGUCCUUCAGCUCUGUCCAGACACAUCCACUAAACAGGCCGCAGCAUUCAGCUUUGGAACAGCUUACCAACAAACAGUAAGUGGCUUUUUCUUUCAUUCACCUUAAAUGCAGUGAAAAACUUGUUUCAGUGCCCAAUUUUAAUAUAACACAUGCAUGUGUGUGUUUGUAGUGUGAUCUCUCAGUCAAAGAGCUGUUGGAUACAUAUCCUGAGCCCUUGUUCUAUGAUGUGUUUAUGGAGCUUGGUGGAGGACAGAGCAAAAAACUUCUCCCCCUGCCUACUCUGGUCAACAACCAGCAGUACAAUGGACAGUUCAUCAACCAAGGUUUGGCAUUUUUCCUAGAAUCUAGUAUAUAGUGCGUGUGUGUGCAUUGCCUCAACAUAUUUUGUUGGGGUACAGAGAGUAUGAAGAACUGGUACCUGACCAGACGAAUGUUUCUUGUGGACGGACUGAGUGGAAGAGAGAAGAGCUUGAGCGCCCAGCCCAAAGUCAUCCGUGUUGCCAGCAGUAUUAAAAUAAGGUAGGCCUCUAUCUAACCUGUGCACUAGCAUGAAAACUCAUGACAGAUGAUCACUGCUUAGUGAAGCCGCAGUAAUAUAUUUGACUAAAAGCGUGUGCUUUGUAGGUUUCAGCUGGUUCCAAGAACACUGGAAGGACAGGUUUAUCCUCCUCUACUGAUUGUGACUUACAGAGACAUUCUCGUCACAGAAGUCAAUUCUCAAACUGUGCCUGUGAGUACAGCCAGGAAUAUACUCUCACACAGACAAUCCAUUCUUUCAUUAACCUUCAAGGAAUAAUGCUGGAGAGAACAGAUAAACAUCAGAGUGUAAGGGAGGAAGUUGGCAAACUAAAUAAUUUAACUUUUUAUAAGUAACACUUUCGUAAAUGAUUGACCAUCAAAACCAUUUUCUAAAUGCGUAAUGUCCUCAUUCUUGGGUAUUCUCUGCAAUAGUAAUGGAUUUCCUCAUGACAGGAAUGCUGUUUAUUGAAUUACUCAGUCAAUUAUUUGACAAUGAAUCUCUGAGUUUGUUGUACAGACAUUUAUUAUAUAAUUUAUAAUAAUAUUUUAUACACAGACGCAUGUUUUACAUGAAGGCCAAAUCCUUCAGCUUGUAUUUCUAAUAUUAUCUCAGAACUGUUUGGUUUUAGACAGCUGAAAACUUUCACAUGAAAGGAAGAAUAGAUCAAGUGUACCCUCAUUUACAACUGCAUAUUAAAACUUCAAACUAAAGUGAAAAUAUUUAUGUUUCCUUUCUCCAAAUCAAGCUUUUUGUCGGUUAAUGUGCUUAUAUGUUUUUCAGACAACGUUUGCUGUGGAGUAUGAGAUGGAUCAGAAUGAGGUGCAGAUGAAGACAAAUGUGAGUAAAAGCAUCGAUGAAACUUAGUUGAAACAAAGGGAUGUUCUUGUUGUUGUGUCUGAGAGAUGAUCUGUGUGUGAUAUCUCUGUGUGUACAGACGGCUCUGGGUGUGAUGGGCGGUGUGGCAGUGCUUCUCUCGCUCCUGAAGACAGUUAGCUGGAAGAGGAGGAUUGCCUCUCCACUCAUUGAUGUGGAGGUACUUUCUCUUCAGCAAAAUAUCAUUCAAGAAACAUUGAUCCUGACAUUAUAUUGGAAGUAAUUUCUCUUUUUCUCGCUUCAGACGUUGAUGAAGUUCUUGUUGUUUUAUGCUGGAGAUCUGGCCAAUGUUUUCUUCACUGUCACUGUGGGAACAGGACUUUACUGGCUCAUUUUCUAUAAGGUUAGUACAAUUCUUUUUUGCUUUUCUUGAAUAACAUUGAUGAUUUUAAUUCAUGAGUGGCCUUUAACAUUUUUACCAGUGUCUUCUCUCUUAAGCCUUCUUUCAACUCCUUUUUUAACUUGAUCUUUUUUUGUAAUUUCUUGACUUUGCAUGCAUUUUAAUUUUUUCCCUCUCUGCAUUCGGUAGACGUUAGAGGCAAGUCUUUUUCCUCCUUUACCUUCUGUAUCUCUACUUUUUUAAAAAUUUGUAGAUUUAGGGUUUAUUACUGACUGAUUUACUGGAUUAAUUUGUUUAUGCAUCUGUUUAGGCCCAGCAGUUUGUAUCAGUGAUGUUGCCACUGCCUGCUCAGGAGGAGCAGUUUGUGACUUACAUCGGUUGUGCUUUUGCCCUCAAGGUUAGAAAAUUAGAGAUCAGCUGCAGUAUAUUUGGAAACAGAAGAAUUCCCCCCAAAAAACUAUUCUUUUGUGUUUUUAAAUUUAGGCUAUCCAGUUACUCAGCAAGCUGAUCCUUCAGGUGUCUGUUGAUAUUUUUCUUGUGGACUGGGAGAGGCCUCGAAGUAAAGCUGGCAGGACUGUGCAUGGUGAAGACAUUUAGUAUACCUUCAUAUAACUCUCAGCUGAGAAGUAGCACUGUUUAUUAAAAGUAACUUUCUGUUUUUUUAUAUUUGCUGCUCUUCCAGUUGCUGGCGAGUCCAAACGUGACCCCUCUCCAGUCAGCAUCUGGAGGACCUACUUUGUAGCCAAUGAAUGGAAUGAGAUCCAGACCAUUCGCAAGAUCAGCCCAACAUUUCAGAUCAUGGCUGUGCUGUUCUUCCUGGAGGUAUUUAGCUUGAAGCAUCACACUACACCAUUUGUUCUUAUCCUCAACUUUUGCCCCUUAUCCCUAUGGCUGACAUGUUGCCCUGUAUUGGUUAGGUGCUGGGUUUCUCUAACCUGGCCCUGAGGGACCCCUGGCCAACCUUAGAACGGUCUCCAGAGGCAUACUCCCCCUCAUACAGCCUGAUUCUACGAUACGGUCUUGCAGCCACUCUGUGGCUCUGCAUUGGACUUCUACAAGUACUGCCUGCCUUUUUCUCUGUGCUCACUCCAUCAUUCUACAUCUCUCUGAUCUCUCGUGUCCUUCUGUCUUAAUAAAAAAUGGACAGAUAUAUACAACAAAGCAAGGCAAGCUUCUUCAAAAUAUCAUUUAUCCUUACAGGUGAUUUUCUUCACCGUGUUCUAUGAGCACUUUGUGGAAGACAAAAUUCGCCAGUUUGUGGAUCUGUGCUCCAUCAGCAAUGUGAGUCACCCAGUGCAUGUUUUCAUAAAUUAUGUGUCUGUAACGUUACUUAUAUAUGUGUUUUUCUGAUUAUUUCUGCAUAGAUAUCUGUGCUGCUGUUGUCUCACCGUUGUUUUGGCUACUACAUCCAUGGGCGUUCAGUGCAUGGGCAUGCAGACACAAACAUGGAGGAGAUGAACAACAACCUGAGGAGAGAAACAGUAAUACACCCACAGACUACACACUGUUUCAGAAAGUAAAGCAUGUUAGUCAAGCUGUUUUUCCACAUUAUAGCCAUACUUUUUCUGUCUUCAUCUUUUUCAUUUGAAGGAGUCCCUGUGUGGUCAAAGGGGUCUACUUCCCAACACAGACACCCAGACCUUUCAGGUGUCUCUUGCAAACCGUUUGCGGGUACAAUACGACAGGAUACGGGAGCCAAUCAGCAGGGUAUGUUCUCUCUCUGUUGUCUUUGUAAUACAGCUAUAAAUUUCAAACAAUCAAAAUAAAUGCAUAUCUCCUAAUUUUUUUCAAAGGGUCACCUAUUUCCUGGACUCCAUAGAAAUGGUCCAUCACGUUUGAUUGAUGCAAGUUCAGCUAACGGCUUUGAGACACAAGCCAGAGCUUACAACACCAUGAACUACUUUCUGGGGUCUGUUAUAGACCAUGUGAGUGCAAAUGCUCAGAAAAACACUCCCACAAACACAAUGAGCAACGAAGUUUGAUUUUAUUUCAUGUGUGUCUUUUAAGUUGUACACACCAGCCUGUUCUGUUCCUGAUGUUGCAUUUUCUUUAGGCUCACCCGGACAUGGACUUUAUAGUGAAGGACAAGCUGAUGUUUGAGAGGGUCAUAGGGAUGGAGUUCCUUGAACCCAGUGAAAAAAGCAUAUUUUACAACGGUAAUGACCCCAUAGCACAGAGAGCCCAUAGCCUACAUUGCUGUUGGUUUGCACACGUAUAUAAAUACUGAAGUGUGAGUCCAUAUUUUCUGUUUGCGUUUCUUUUUGCAGAUGAGGCCCACUCCUUCAGUGAUAUGCUGUAUUAUGGAAAUGAGGCCACGCUGCUGAUCUUUGACACUUUGUUCUUCUGUGUCGUCGACCUGGGAUCACAAAGCUUUGUGCUCGCAGCUGUUCUUACAUAUAUACAGCAAAUGGUAGGUUUUUGGGUGCAAAUAUAGUAAGUGGCCUUCACAGUUCCAAAAGGAUAUGAAUUAAAAAAUCAUUUCGUUUCUUACAGAUACUUCGCCUGCUUCGUAACACUCUUGGAAGAAAGAACCUGGUCAGCAAGACGAUGGUGGAUGAGAGGUUUCUGAUCUGAAGCUGCCUGUUGUCACAGUGUUGUUCAGUGGAAUUUCUUUUUAAGAUGUUAACUGUUCCCAGCUUGUAAAGUUCUCUUUUGUACUUUUCUAUAUUCAGUGUUUUCACUGUUUUUCACGAGUUAUUUAUCUGAUAUUUUUAAGAGAUAUUUUUAAUGUUUUUUUAAUUGAUUAAAGGGUUUUGACACAAGG